This is a messenger RNA of Salvelinus namaycush (lake trout), 4947 nucleotides long. Its product is annotated as kinase non-catalytic C-lobe domain-containing protein 1. Gene Ontology annotation, molecular function: guanyl-nucleotide exchange factor activity. Gene Ontology annotation, biological process: small GTPase-mediated signal transduction. The transcript has 27 exons. The coding region runs from base 1 to 4947 and encodes 1648 amino acids. The record is from RefSeq and is a predicted model, not a curated record. NCBI's taxonomy places the organism in Eukaryota, Metazoa, Chordata, Actinopteri, Salmoniformes, Salmonidae.
AUGGGGACAUCUGGAACUGAUGCAGUCGAAUUCUCAGGGGAAGAGGAGGAAGAAGAGGAGGAAUACUAUGAAUUUGAGCAUCUACCUGCACUCCUUGAAGAUGAGGAGAACGUGUCCCUGGCAGAUAUCCUGUCGUUGCGGGACACCUGUCUGACGGAGCAGGAGGUGUGGGCGGUGUGUGUGGAGUGUGUCCUGGCCUUGCAGAGUAUCGCCCCAUCGCCCCUCUUCCACACCCUGUGCAUCACACCCGACACCCUGGCGUUCAACGCCCAUGGCAAUGUGUGCUUUAUGGAGCAACUCAGUGAUGAUCCUGAGGGAUCGUUUAUACCUCCAGAGUUUGACAAGACUGGCAGUACCUUUGAGGGACACAUGUACUCGCUAGGUUCCACCCUCUCUGCUGCGCUGGACUUUGUCAUUGAGCCAGAACUGGAGGCAGAGCUGGGGGAGGAGAUUCAGAGACUGCUGGAGCAGAUGCAGGAGGAGGGGCCGGAGGACAGGCCACACCCCCAGGACGUCCUAUCCCUUGCAGAGGAAAAGCUAGAGCAUACCUCUUCCACAGUCCUGUGCCGGAAACUCUCUUCUAUAGGAAGAAGAGUCCUGUCAAUCGAGUCCGUUGCAACAUUUCAAGAUGGGUGGGAUGGCUCUUGGGAGGCUCGAUGGCAGCAGCCCAAACCCAACUGGCAGCUCCACAAGAGCAUCAGCUCUGAGGACAGUAGCUUCAAAGACCAGUGCAUUGUCUCAGACACCACGGCUGAGAAUCCAGACCCAAACGAUCCCAAUGUAACUCUCCGGCAUCACGUAUGUGGGGCCUGGGACUCCACCCUGUGGGCUGAUGGUAUGGGGGAUGUGGAAGAGGAUGGAUGUGUCAUAGAGGAGGACAUGUUUGGUUCGCAGUUGGAUAGCAGAUCUCAGAACAGUUCCCCUGUACGCAGGAGGGCUCAGGAGAGGGCUGGGAGGGUAAGGGGGGUUCUGAAUCGUUCCUGCUCUGUCCCAGACUCCAAUAAUCCCCCCACACUCCCGCCAACGCCCCACGAGGAUAUCAGUGUCAAUGUAUCGGACCUCACGGAGAUAGGAGCUGAGGAAUGCAUGGGGCACGGGUCUGUUUGGAGCAAGAGAGGGGAUAGAGAGACAGCCCCUUAUGAGUGCAGUGACUCUAAGCAAUGGGGAUCAUGGAUCUCUCUGAGGGAUCUACUCACACGGAGUGAGCAGAGAUUGUCUGUGAAUGAGCUAUGGGCCCUGUGUCAUACCUGCCUCUCCACACUGCAGACGUACAUAGACUACCCAGGAUCCUGUGAUGCAUUUUAUCUGGCCCCUGAAUUCCAGGAGCAUGGAAUCGUAACUGAAAAGGCCUGUGUCUAUGGGGUGGCUGCCAUCCUAUGGGCCACUGCCAAGUUCAAUCUGUCAGCCAACCAAAAACUGGCUAUGCCCAGGAAGUUGAAGAGGCUGCUGCUGGAGAUGGCCAAGAAGACGCCCUUCGAGAGACCAUCCAUUGUCAUAGCGAAAAAGCCACUCACAAAGGACAUUGAUGCAGAGGAUCAGAAUGGAUUGGACAGUAGAGGAAGCUCAAGGUUUGUGCCCAUGGCUACUGAGAGCCGAUUGGCUCCUGUUCCUGGCCCUGUUCCCCAUUGCUAUCCAAUCAGUGGAGCCCCCCAGCUUCCAGAGGCCUUCACCUCCCCUGCCACACACUUCACCCCCAUCGUCCUGACCAGGGAGGGGGACACUGAGGAAGAAACUCCCCUGUCUGCUUCAGACAUUGAGGGGACUAGAGGCAGUGAGAUCCAGCCUGUGCAAGAGGCCAAGCACCCAGAAACACCCUUACACAUUGAAGACCUACCCCUACCUCAGUCAGAUAGAGACCUACAGGACAACGGACAGGACAGCCCUGUCAAUCAAAAGAAUGUGGUCACAUGUCACUCCUCCUCCACUGCCUCCAGCAGCAGGACAUUGGUCAACUCUCCACCUCCCACCUCCCCCGAACUGACCACCCAAUUGUCUGUGUCUUCCUCUUGCCAAUUGUCAUCCUGCUCUCAUCUGACUGGUGGUGGUGUUUUCAACAACUUCCUCUUGCGACAUGACCCACUAACAGGGGACCUAACCCUGGUGCCGGUGCAGAUAACAGUCGCUGAGUCCCUCCAUGGACUGGAGCUCAAUCUGCCCCUGACCUCAAGCUCCAGCUUCUUCCAGGGUCAACCUACACAUCCAGGGGGCCAUAGAGACCAUCUGACCCCUGGUCAGGGAGCUGAAACCCUGCUGUCUUGCCUUAAUGGAAGCGCUUGCAGCAGAGCCUUGGACUCCUUAGUGUCAAUGUCCCAGCCCCAUAAUGGAGAGGAAGGUCCAAGGACAGGAGAACGUGAGGAUGAACCCCUAUCAGAGUCCCAUGGACCUCCUCAGGGAGACUCCCAUCUGAAUCACCCUUCCCUACAGGAAGUUAUUGGCCUGCUCAGGGCAGAGUUUGCCUUUGAUGGCUAUCUGGAGAAUGGUUUGGAGGAUCUAACAAUGGGGGAGUAUAUCCUGUCUCUGAAGGACCUACAGUACCAGACGUUCUGCAAUGUUGUGAAAGAGAAGUUCUGUGACCUUUACUGGGAUGAGGACUUAUUGGGAGUGCUACACUGUGUGGUCAACUACAGCCAAUUCUCUCUAGGCUCUAACGAAGAGUCACCAUCAAAGCCUUGGCAAAGGGCAUCCACCUCACCCCUGAGCGCUGCUGGCUGUAGAGGGGAGGAGAGGGACGCACCCCGGCAUGGUCAUGUCGACCUGAAUGGCAACCUGCACCACAGUGGACCUGUAGCUUCAGAUGCAUGGGAGAAAUUUCAGAGAGACCAGAGGCCCCUGUCUACAUACAGAGUAACAAAGACUAGACCUGAACAUAGAGAUGCCGUAUCAGAGGAAGGUCAACAUAAUGGCUGCCCAGGAUUGAGAGCUGCUGAGUGUUUGGGUAAGGGGGCCAUGGAGAGUGCCGCGCAUCCAGUGGGGGUCAGUGAUGAAAGCCCCCCUGAAGCUGACUCUCUGUGUGGGAUGGACGAGCCACUGAGGGUGGGCCACCUAGGCCAGAUGAGCUGCUCCAAGGACAUGGAGGACACAGAAUCGCUGGUGUUUGAGCGUCUCCUCUCCCCCUGCUCUGGAGCAGAGGUGUCUAGCCACAGCCUCAGCCCAGCCUGGGGCCUGGCCUUCUAUGGAGAAGACUGUUUUAGUCAUGACGUGGUGGAAUAUGCUAUAACCCUGGGGCAGCACAGUGAGUCACCGUGCCUGGAGCUGAAAACACAGGAGCUUCAACAGCAGCGCAUGAUCGAGAUGAAGAAUCUGAAAAAGACCCGGAAUUUCUACCAAAAGCUGCUCCACCAAGAGAGAAGAAAUAAAGGUUCGGAGGCUAGAUUGAUGCUGUCCAAACUCAAGGUCCAGCUUGAGGAGUUGAGGUCCAAAGUGGAGUUCCUAGACUGUGUAAAGAAAUAUCUUGAGGUUCUGAGUGUGGAUCAGUGGGGUAUGGAUAUGUCCCUCCUCCCCUCCCUGGCAGCAUCUGGUCCAGGCAGCCCUCUGGAUCUCCAGCCCUCAGAGGAGCCUGCCGUGCUGGGAUUGGUGUCUUUAUCUGGGGCAGAGAGAGGGAAGAGCAGCCUGCAGGCCGCCACACCCCUGGGUCUCAUGUCGUACCUCUAUGCCAGAAAUGCUCCAUUGGAGGGCUACAUCCAACAGUUCCUGUACACAUACCGCUAUUUCUGCACCCCUCAAGAACUCCUUCAGUUCCUGAUGGAAAAAUUCACCAGUGCUGUAGCAGCAGGAGGUGGUCCAAAUGUGUCAGGGGACCGUGCUAAGGUGUACCAUCGGAGUCUGGAUGUGCUGCAAACCUGGCUGACUGACUGCAGAUUGGUGGACUUCAGCCCCAAGUCCAUCCUGCUGAUCACACUGGAAAACUUCCUCACCAAUGAAAGUUUCCAGUGGAGAAUAUCCAGGGUGGUGGAGCCCCAGGCGACCCAGACCAAAGACCAGGCCUACUCAUUAGCAGCAGCCCUGCCGCGGCCCUGCUACACCUCCCUUAUGGAUGACAUCUCCAGUGCCUGCCUCAGAAGCGAGGAAAGACACCCUUUUAGUCAGAGUGAACACAGCGCCCAACACACGGCACAGCAACUCACUCUACUGCAGCAGGAAAUGUUUCAAGGCUGUCACCCCAAUAAUUUCCUCAACUCUAGAGCUCAAGGAGUCGGGGACAAAGCUUUUGGUGUCACCAAACAUGUGUUACACUCUAUACCUCCAGUAGAGGGCAGCAGUUUAUUUGUUAAUGAGGAGAUGCCACAGGACAGCCACCUCCAACAGCUACUGAGAUAUGCUGACAGCGUCUCCAACUGGGUCUCUGCUGAAAUUGUCAUCUGUGAUUCGAUAAAGAUCCAAGCGGCUUUGCUCACCAAGUUUCUGUUAAUUGCCAAACACUGCUAUGAAUCGAGAGACUUCGCCACAGCCAUGCAGGUCCUUGGAGGUCUGGAGAAUGUUUUUGUCAGGCAAUUACCCGCUUGGAAACAUCUGUCUACCAAGGUGUGUGAGGUCCUAGAGGAGCUGCGAGCUGUGCAGGUCUUUCUGAAGAGUGAUAACCUGUGUCUGAUGGGAGGGGAUCAUGUGAGGAGGAGACCCACCCUCCCUGCUGCCCACAUCCUGGCCAUGCACAUCCAGCAGCUGGAGAUAGGAGCCUUCACUCUGACCAGCGGUGCCUAUAAGUGGCCAAAACUUAGGACCAUAGCGAAGGUGGUGAGUCAGGUGCAUGCGUUCCAGGAGACAGUGUACUCCUUCACUCCUGACCUGGAGCUGCAGGCCUACCUAAGACUACGCAUCGCCCACCUCAGCGGCUGUGACAUCCCCCUGCUGGCUGCAGACAACGAGGCCAACUUCCACCACACCCCCACUGAACGACACACCCGCAGGAUCCAGGACACACUAAAGAGGGUGAAGGCCACCUUCCAAUGA